CCAUUUCGUCACAAGCCUCGUAAAGUCAACAUUCUGUUAGGCAUACGACUCGUAUUGAACAGCAGUUUAUCAGCUCGGUGAUCUGGUGAUACAACCUUCGGUUACUCUGAGUGGUGGAACACCGCUCACGUUGUCCUGGACAAAGAGCAAAACAAAUACAAACGUCUUCCAGGCCCAGGUACCAGAAGGCAUGGCGUUCACCACUCUGUUCGUCAACGGCGUUCGGCAGAUCCGUGCACGCUACCCCAACGGUGAUCCUCAGCAGAUGUCCGGCGUGUGCUAUUAUGUCAGUCAAGAGGGCGACGAAGGUUGUCAAGGUUACGCCACGGCGAGCGGUGCAAUAUCCGAGGACGCCAGGCUUGACCACCUCUUCAAAGAUCGCCAAGACGGUAGCGGGGCGGAAGAUCUGGACGCUUCUCAAGACCUCCACUCGCACUCGCCACUGCAGACAGCAGCAGCAGCACCCUCACCCAGUGACACGAUGAUAAGUGUGGAUAAACCAGUUCGUCCACAUCAUGUCACUGGUGAUGAUCACUGGUCAUCGUUCCACUAUCAUACAUACUCCGCUCUAGACGGUGUGCCCGGACUUCAGCCCGUCUACUCAUUCUGGAACGAUCCGUACCGUGAUCGGCCAAAGGGAAUCAAAUACGGCGCAGAGAUGGCCAACAGGACGGCAACGUGGAGUAAUCCCAGCACCGGCGUUGUUCAUAUGUUCCACACUCAGUACUGGGGAAACUGGAUGUUUCAGCUUGACAGCGUGAAUACAAAGAAACACGAGCUGUAUUUCAAGUACGGUGGUUGGCAAGAAGCGCGCGGUGGAAAUGCUGGUGAGAAUCAUUACUACGUUGAGAACAUAGCCGAGGAGUUGGACUCGCCGGGAGAGUGGUUUUUGGACACUGACACAUCAACACUCUAUUUCUACCCCAACGCCACACAAUGUGCUGAUCUGCAGCAUGCUGAAGUGGUUGCUCCGCAGCACUCCAGUCUAGUGCAGUUACGUGGCAGCGGUUCCUCACGUCCCGUCAGGAACAUCCACUUUGCCGGUCUGACGUUCACUGAAACGCGUACCACGUUUCUGGAUUACUACGAGCUGCCGUCGGGCGGUGAUUGGUCGAUACAUCGCAACGCCGCGUUCUUCAUUCAAGACGCCUCGGACUGUACAGUGACGAAUUGUACGUUUGACGCGGUCGGCGGCAACGCUAUCUUCCUGUCCGAGUAUGUACGCAACUGCACCGUAUCGCACAACGAGAUCACACUGACAGGCGACAGUGCCGUCGUGGCGGUCGGGCGUGCGGGUAUGAUGGACGGCAUGCAGCCCUCGUACCCGGCCCGCAAUCUCAUCAGCAACAAUCACAUCCACGAUUUCGGUAUGUACGGCAAGCAAGUCUCCUGCUACUUCCAGGCGCUAGCCUGCGGGAACAUGUUCGUAGACAAUGUCUGUUAUAACGGUCCCCGCGCUGGUAUCAACUUCAACGAUGGCUUUGGCGGUGACACUCUCCUGCGCGGAAACCUGAUCUUUAACAUGGUGCGUGAGACCGAUGACCAUGGUAUGUUUAACAGCUGGGAUAGACAACCCUACAUCACGCCAGCACAGUGUACCGAUGGGCCGCCAAGUAUCGUGCCAGCGCCAAAUCACAUCACGCAGAACUUCAUCAUCAAUGGCUACGCAGGCCGCUGGUCUAUUGACCACGAUGACGGGUCGGCGUACUACAACAACAGUGGUAACUUUAUGGUGUUUGGCGGAGUGAAGGCAUACCUAGGGCACAACAAGAUGACCGGACCGGGCAAUGUCAUCGUCUAUCCGGGAAUACCCGCUCGUUCGGCUGGCAAACGUGCCUGUCAGUGUGAUGAUAACGGUGAGUUUGCCGAUCAGUACUACAUUGGCAACCAGUGCUUCACGCCCGAUGGUGUCUUCUACACGCUGUACAAAUGUGACCCGCAAACCCUCGCACAGCACGUCUUCCAAACAAGGAACAACCGUCACUACUCACCCCAGGCAAACUUCCGUGUGCAGUGCGGCAAGAAGACGUUCCCGUUCGCCGAAUGGCAGGCGGCCGGCCAGGACUUCAAUAGCUCUGUGUCUGACCUACCGUCACCUGAGCAAAUAGUCACCAUUGGUAUGAGUGUUUUGCAGCAAGUCUGAGAUAUUAAAUUAAUCAUCUCAGUUUUGUGCCAUUUUGUCGCACUUGCUGACUGUAUAAGAUCUGGUUACGUUGGUGGACAGUUGGUCAUAACUCGUAACAUGGUGUCAUUCUUCUUUUCACAAUAAUUUAAUUGGCUCACC
Sycon ciliatum is the source of this 2284-nucleotide messenger RNA. RefSeq lists its product as uncharacterized. Lineage: Eukaryota; Metazoa; Porifera; Calcarea; Leucosolenida; Sycettidae. Bases 191 to 2143 code for a protein of 650 amino acids. The record is from RefSeq and is a predicted model, not a curated record. The transcript has 4 exons.